This is a messenger RNA of Bufo gargarizans (Asiatic toad), 2459 nucleotides long. RefSeq names its product inhibitor of growth protein 1. The record is from RefSeq and is a predicted model, not a curated record. Bases 725 to 1564 code for a protein of 279 amino acids. Gene Ontology annotation, biological process: positive regulation of DNA-templated transcription. Gene Ontology annotation, cellular component: nucleus. Lineage: Eukaryota; Metazoa; Chordata; Amphibia; Anura; Bufonidae. The transcript has 2 exons.
GCGUUCACAGGCGGGAGAAGUGCAUGAUAAGCACUGAGGGCCAGUGUAACUUUAUGUGAAAGUGUGAGCAGCGCCGUGCCCGAGAGGGGGAGGAGCCCAGGCAUUUGUGCGCUGUAAACUAGACGGGGAACCGGCGACAGCUCCUGGGUCGCACUGCGCAUGCUCCCUGUCUUCUAGAGGCAGAGGGAGGAAUGUUUUCCAAGUGUUUGUAACUGCUGUGUGAGCACAGGCACCUCGUACCGAGCGGGCGGACGGUGCGGGUACACCGGGGACUCGAGCAGUGACCACUCCAUCCUCCAGCCUGCUGCAUUCUCUACUCCCAGCGCCCACCUCUUUCCCCACCCCCUUUACACACACACACACACCCCACAACCUCCUUCCACUGUCUUGUUCCCGAGUUGUCCAGAAAGACAGCCAUUCAAUCAGCUGCUGAGACUGCUGCACUUUUUUUUUCCUCCCGUGCCCUGGCGCCUGUGAUUCCCUGCUGCCGUGGCCGGGCAUCCACCGGCUGGAGGCUUGAUGCCAGGCACCGAGUGCCCCCCAGCCUUUGUGUUUUCUGUCCCUCUGCGCUUAGCACUAGUGCAUUACUAGUUGGAGGCUGCGUGUAUUCCUCAUCAGGAGGAGGGAGGAGGUUGUGCUUAUUAGCGAGUGCCCUCAGAGGACAGAUCCUGGAGCUGGCAGGAGCCUGGCGGUGGGUUUGUGCUGGAGACCGGAGAGGCACAAGAUGUUAAACCCGACCAACGGCGACCAGACUCACAUGGUGAACUACGUGGAGGAUUACUUGGACUCCAUCGAGUCUCUGCCUUUCGACCUGCAAAGAAACGUCUCCCUGAUGAGAGAGAUUGACGCCAAAUACCAAGAUAUCCUGAAAGAGUUGGACGACUACUAUGAAAAAUUCCGACGUGAAUCCGAUGCAGUACAGAAGCGACGCCUUCUGCAGUUCAUACAGAGAGCUCUUAUUCGUAGCCAGGAAUUGGGUGAUGACAAGAUACAAAUAGUUAGCCAGAUGGUGGAACUAGUUGAAAACAGGACACGACAAGUGGACAGUCACGUGGAACUGUUUGAAACAUGUCAGGAUCUAAACGACAGUACAAGUAAUAGCAGCAAGAACACCCAAGAGAAGUCUAAAAGUGAGGCUCUCUCUCAGACUGAGAAAACCAGCAAUAAGAGAUCAAGGAGGCAGAGGAACAAUGAGAAUCGAGAAAAUGCUACCAUUAAUCAUGACCAUGAUGACCUUACAUCAGGAACACCCAAAGAAAAGAAGCCAAAAACAUCAAAGAAGAAAAAGAGAUCGAAAGCUAAAGCUGAAAGAGAAGCAUCACCUGCAGAUCUCCCUAUUGACCCCAAUGAGCCAACCUAUUGCCUGUGUAAUCAAGUUUCAUAUGGUGAAAUGAUUGGGUGUGAUAAUGAAGAAUGCCCAAUAGAAUGGUUUCACUUUUCAUGCGUUGGACUCAACCAUAAACCAAAAGGAAAAUGGUACUGCCCUGAAUGUAGAGGUGAAAAUGAGAAAACCAUGGGUAAAGCACUUGAGAAAUCCAAAAAAGAAAGGGCCUACAACAGGUAGUUGACUAGCAGUUCCCAAGGGAAGGCUAAAGCAUUGUAUUUAUUGCCCAGACACGCCUUGUGAAGGUGAUGAGGGUGGCAAACCUUUUUUUGUAUCCAAGUUUAGGGAUAUUCAUGUUUAUAGUGACAGCAAUAACAUCACUUUAUCCCAUCCCUUUGUCUAAGAACCUACCUAGUGAGCUGGUUUAUUGUUCAUGCCAUGCAUGUCUUCUCAUGUUUGUCGUCUCGGUCCCUUUCUGGAGUAGAUGGGGGCGGAGAACAUAUCAGUUAUGGUGGAUGUCUAAUGCACUUCUAAAACGUUUAAAAGCACUGUGUCCAUCCACUAGUUUUCUCACAGCGCAUUGUCUUGUUUUCGGUUAUGUUUUCACCACUACCUUAUGGCCAGCAAUUAUGCCGGGUUAUUUGAUGGUAACAGCAUAUAUCCCUAGAGAUUUUGACUUUCUUCAAGAGCCACUGCUUUGUAAUUUAUUUCCGUAUACCCCUUGUGAAUUAUAAAUGUGACCCAUGCUCUAUGGAUGCAUUAUUGGUCCAUCAAACAGAAUUUAAGACAAGUAGCUUAUUUUUAAAGUGAUGCAAAAAUUGCAUUUUACACGGCAAAUAUUUUAUACUUAAUUCUGGCCAGGGAACCAGAAGUGGCCAUUUUAAAAAUGAUUAACAAUGUUUUUUUAUUCAACCAAACAGUGGUUUAGUAAUGAUUCACACAGAUCAAGCUUUAUACAGGCACAGGUAUUAGUGAAGCAAUCCUAAUUUGUAUAAAUGUACAUUUUAAGUGGCAUUGCACUUGAUGUAUUAUAAUUGGAAAUGCAGCUGAAUGCCGUUGUAUAGCUAAUGUGCAUUUCCUUCUGUAUGUAUGAAGAUUGUACAGCUGUGAUACUUAAAAUAAAUACACAGAUCUA